Molecule: messenger RNA, 2181 nt
Organism: Mya arenaria
Lineage: Eukaryota; Metazoa; Mollusca; Bivalvia; Myida; Myidae
Product: serine/threonine-protein kinase PRP4 homolog
Exons: 3
Coding region: 1-2181 (726 amino acids)
Source: RefSeq, a predicted model, not a curated record
AUGUCAAGCAGAGACACAAGGCUAGGAGACAACACACAAAACAAAGACACAAGGCUAGAAGACAAAACGUCAAGCAGACACACAAGGCUAGGAGACAAAAUGUCAAACAGAGACACACGGCUAGGAGAAAACACACCAAACAGAGAAACAAGGCUAGAAGAAAACACGUCAAACAGAUACACAAUGGUAGAAGACAACACAAAACAGACACGCAAGUCUAGGAGAAAACACACCAAACAGAUACACAAGGCUAGAAGACAAAACGUCAAACAGAGACACAAGGCUAGAAGACAACACACAAAACAGAGACACAAGGUUAUGAGACAACACAUCAAACAGAGACACAAGGCUAGAAGACAAAAUGUCAAACAGAGACACAAGGCUCGGAGAAAACACAUUAAACAGACACACAAGGCUAGGAGAGAACACACCAAUCAGAGACACAAGGCUAGAAGACACAAGGCUAGAACACAACAUACCAAACAGAGACACAAGGCUAGGAGUCAACACAUCAAACAAAGAUACAAGGCUAGAAGACAACACACCAAACAGAUACACAAGGCUGGGAGACAAAAUGUCAAACAGAGACACAAGGCUAGGAGACAACACACAACACAGAGACACAAGUCUAGGAGACAACAAACCAAACAGAUCGAAAGGCUAGAAGACAAAACGUCAAACAGAGACACAAGGCUAGGAGACAACACACCAAACAGAGACACAAGUUUAGGAGACAUCACACCAAACAGAGACACAAGGCUAAAAGACAACACACCAAACAGAUACACAAUGGUAGAAGACAACACAAAACAGACACACAAGUCUAGAAGACAAAACGUCAAACAGAGACACAAGGCUAGAAGACAACACACAAAACAGAUACACAAGGCUAGAAGACAAAACGUCAAACAGAGACACAAGGCUAGAAGACAACACACAAAACAGAUACACAAGGCUAGAAGACAAAACGUCAAACAGACACACAAGUCUAGAAGACAAAACGUCAAACAGAGACACAAGGCUAGAAGACAACACACAAAACAGAUACACAAGGCUAGAAGACAAAACGUCAAACAGAUACACACGGCUAGAAGACAAAACGUCAAACAGAGACACAAGGCUAGAAGAAAACACACCAAACAGAUACACAAGGCUAGAAGACAAAACGUCAAACAGACACACAAGUCUAGGAGAAAACACACCAAACAGACACACAAGUCUAGGAGACAACACACCAAACAGAUACACAAGGCUAGAAGACAAAACGUCAAACAGAGACACAAGGCUAGAAGACAACACACAAAACAGAGACACAAGGCUAGGACACAACACACCAAACAGAGACACAAGGCUAGGAGACAACACACAAAACAGAGAGACAAGGCUAGGACACAACACACCAAACAUAGACAAAAGUCUAGGAGACAACACACAAAACAGAGAGACAAGGCUAGGAGACAACACACAAAACAGAGAGACAAGGCUAGGACACAACACACCAAACAUAGACAAAAGUCUAGGAGACAACACACAAAACAGAGAGACAAGGCUAGGAGACAACACACAAAACAGAUACACAAGGCUAGAAGACAAAAUGUCAAACAGAGACACAAAGACACAAGGCUAGAAAACAACACACCAAACAGGGACACAGGGCUAGAAGACAACACACAAAACCGAGACACAGGUCUAGGAGAUAACACACCAAACAGAUACACAAAGCUAGAAGACAAAACGUCAAACAGAGACACAAGGCUAGGAGACAACACACAAAACAGACACAAGGUUAGGAGACAUCACACCAAACAGAGACACAAGGGUAGAAGACAAAGCAUCAAAUAUAGUCACAAGGUUACACAACACACCGAACAGAGACACAAGGCUAGGAGACUGCACACCAAACAGAGACACAAGGCUAGAAGACAACACACCAAACAGAGACACAAGGCUAGGAGACAACACACAAAACAGAUUCACAAGGCUAGGAGACAACACACAAAACAGAGAGACAAGGCUAGGAGACAACACACCAGACAGAGACACAAGGCUAGAAGACAAAACACCAAACAGAGACACAAGGCAAGAAGACAAAGCAUCAAAUAUGGUCACAAGGUUAGACAACACACCAAACAGAGAUUCGUGUCUAGAAGACAACACAUCAAACAGAGGCUCAAGUCUUGA